Molecule: messenger RNA, 7518 nt
Organism: Hemicordylus capensis (graceful crag lizard)
Lineage: Eukaryota; Metazoa; Chordata; Lepidosauria; Squamata; Cordylidae
Gene: ADGRD1
Product: adhesion G protein-coupled receptor D1
Exons: 26
Coding region: 517-3219 (900 amino acids)
Biological process (GO): adenylate cyclase-activating G protein-coupled receptor signaling pathway; cell surface receptor signaling pathway
Cellular component (GO): membrane
Molecular function (GO): G protein-coupled receptor activity
Source: RefSeq, a predicted model, not a curated record
AUCAUUUUGACAUUCUCUCCACCCAAAGAGAACUGGAUGGAGGUGUAAACUUGAAGCCAGCCAGACAGGACGGGGAGAGAGCACAACUCAUUCCAACACAGUUCUCAAGGAGAGCUUGAGAGUUUGGUGGCUCAUUCAUGAUCAAAACCCCAAACUAGCUUCGGAAGACAAUCCUAAAAAGCGAAUGACAGACGGAGACCAUUUGGGAAUAAGAUCUCUUUGGGGCAGAACUUGGUAGCUCUCUGGAUUCUUUCUUCGGAAUGGUACGGCUGGCAUCAAAUCUGUUUAUCGGAACGUGUUCACUGGCACCUGAAGCCCUUUGAAGGAAUUCACGACUGGAAACCGGGAAGGCUUUUUUCACCUGCCAACAGAUGGAGCAGAUGUCAUGUGAACCUGUGCAACGAAUGCUCCUUCGCAAAGAGUACAAAGUGACCACGGAAAGUUAACAUUUGGGGACGUGAAAUUUCAUGGGAGUUUGCUUGUCCACCUUACUCUCCAACUUCAAGAAAAGGGACCAUGCAGAACAGGCUGUCACUGUUCUGCUGUCUGUCUUUGCUGGUUUUAUUUCAGGUGUAUGGAAACCAUACGUGGCUGCACAAACAUCCAGGAUUCGAGGUCCUGGCCCAAGCGUCACACUACUGGCCUCUGGGGACUGUGGAAGGAAUCCAUGAGCUGCGUGACACAAAUGGAGCUCUAAGGCUCCACAACUUCACUGUGCUUCCUCCCCAUAAUUCCACUUUUAUAUAUACCAAUGAUUCUGCCUACUCUAACUUCUCUGCAACUGUAGAUAUUGUAGAAGGAAUCGUGAACAAGGGCAUAUGUGUCCCGGAUGAGAAGGGAGUGACAUUCCUUCUUUUUGGGAGCUACCAAAACUCAUGCAUUAUUAAUCCAGAAUAUUGUGAACCUGAAGGUGUCACGUUCUCUUUUUUUUGGAAAACUCAGGAGCAACAGACUAAGCCUCUCCCAGCACAUGGGGAUCAGGUCCUUUCCAGUGGGUUUAAAGUAUACUUUAGUGAAAGCAAAGGCUCUGUGGAACUGUUUAACCGUCAGAUUUCGAAGAAGUGGGAAGCAAAUUUUAUCCCACCAGGCCCCCAGUGGACUCAUGUCCUGUUCACCUGGAAGUCCGGAGAUGGGUUGAAAGUCUACGUCAAUGGAACAUUAAACACCACUGAUCCAAAUGGGACAGAUUUCUAUAGCUACCAGGAUUCCCAUUCAAACAUGCUGACAGGAUCAGAGCAGACCAAGCGUUAUGUGAACGGGGCUUUUGAUGAAUUUAUUAUCUGGGAAAGGGUGCUCACGCCCAACGAGAUUGAGCAGUACUUCACGGCCGCUGUCGGUGACCAGCCUUUGUUUCCUUCGACGGCUCCAUGGGACCAACAAGCAAUGGCAACUGUUCCAAUGCUCUCCACCAGCCCCUACCAGCCCAUCAUCAUUAACCUGACAGAAGAGAGAGGAAACUUCGGCUCCCCCAACGCCAUGUUGGACUAUCUGGAAAACAUCUCCCAGGCCUUGCCCAACGAAUCUCUCACAGCAAGCACUGCUUUCAACCUCACGGAGGCAUUCUUUAAAACCUUGGAAGGUGUUCUUUCCCUAUCCAGCUGGGCUAACUCAACGCAGAAAGUGGACAUCACAGGAGAUUUAGUUGAAAUGAUUGACACCAUGAUGCUGCACGUGGCCCGCAAUCUGAAAGGAGGCCCGUCGGCAAUCACUGUCCAAGGGACCUCAUCAGUGGCAGAUUACUCUGUGGCCAAGGUGCCUCCUCAGCAGAUGAAUGUGCCUCACUACCGCUUCCCAAUGCAAGGACAGAGUUAUAUUUCCAUCCCUGGAGAAGCCUUCCAGUUCAAAGCCUGGAUUACCAUCGUGGGACUUCUUUACCAUACCAUGCACCAGUAUUUCAUUAGUAUCAAACCGAUGGAAACCAAGAUUCCUGAAGCUGCCGCCUUCCAGGACUGCAUGAUUUCGGUGACAAGCUACCUGAUCUCCCUAAAAGUGGACCCUCCUCCGAUUUUGUCCCACAAUCUGUCGGGUUCUCCUCUCAUUACCAUCCACUUGAGACACAAACUGUCUCCUUUACAGCGGAUACAAGUUGUGAACCAAAGCAACGAUGUGAAGCUUUACUGUGCCUUUCUGGAUUACAGCAACAGCAAGGCUGGCGUUUGGUCGACCGAAGGCUGUGUGCGUGCCGGUGGGGAUCUCAACUACUCCGUCUGCUUGUGCAACCAUCUCACCAACUUUGCGAUUCUCAUGCAAGUCGUACCACUGAAGGUAACAAAAGGACACCAGGUGGCGCUGUCCUCCAUCAGUUACAUCGGCUGCUCCCUGUCCAUCUUCUGUUUGACUAUCACACUGGUCACGUUUGCUAUUCUGUCCUCGGUCAGCACCAUCCGUAACCAGCGCUACCAUAUCCACGCCAACCUGUCAUUUGCCAUCUUGGUGGCUCAGAUCCUGCUGAUCAUAAGCUUCCAAUUCAAUCCUGGAACGGUUCCCUGCAAGACCCUGGCCAUCCUCCUCCAUUUCUUCUUCCUGAGUGCUUUUGCUUGGAUGCUGGUGGAAGGCUUCCAUCUCUACAGCAUGGUGAUCAAAGUGUUCGGAUCCGAAGAGAGCAAGCACUUCUACUACUAUGGAAUCGGGUGGGGUUGCCCGCUGCUGAUCUGUGUCAUCUCGGUAACUUCAUCUGUGAGAAGCUAUGGAGAGCACAAAAAUUGCUGGCUUUCUUUGGAGAACGGGGCCAUCUGGGCUUUCGUGGCCCCAGCCGUGUUCGUCAUUGUGGUCAAUAUCUGCAUUCUCAUUGCAGUCACCAGAGUCAUAUCGAGAAUAAGUGCAGAGAACUACAAGGUUCACGGGGAUGCCAAUGCAUUCAGGUUGACAGCCAAAGCAGUUGCUGUCCUGCUUCCCAUCUUGGGAAGCUCUUGGAUUUUUGGGGUCCUGGCCAUCAACGACAAAGCGCUGGUGUUCCAGUACAUGUUCGCAAUAUUCAACUCCUUGCAGGGGUUCUUCAUCUUCCUGUUUCACUGCCUUCUGAACUCAGAGGUGAGAGCUGCCUUCAAACAUAAGACCAAAGUGUGGUCCCUGACCAGCAGUUCAGUCCGUAACAUCAAUGUGAAACCAUUCACCUCCGAUAUUAUUACUGGGAACAGGCCCGGAACAACUCCCACUAAACUCAAUACAUGGGACAAGAGCACCAAUUCAGCAAACAAGAUUGAUCUUUCAGCAGUCUGACAUCAAACCCCCUUCGUCCCUCCCCACCAAUCACCAAGCCAUACCCUCAGGACCUUCGACAUGGCACUCGCCUGUCCAGUCUUUUCUCAGAGUCUGUGCCAGUGGGACCCACUCCUGUUUUCACCACCUCCCAAAUUGAAACAAAAACAAACGCCAUGGUGCAUUGGACUGAGUCAAUCCUUCCAGUUUCUGUUAAUGUCAUUACCUGCCACUUGGGCCAUUAGGACUAGCUAUGGAAUAACGAGCAAUAAUAUACACUGGAUGGUCUCGUAAAAAUGGCAGACGCACCGAGUGUGGGGAAACAGAUAAUGCUGCCUCGGUAAUGGGACUAGGAAAGGUUCGAUACGCCUCAGGAAAGAUGAUCAUGAUGUACUGGCUGCUUUGGAAAGCAAAGGUGUCCAGUGGCAUCAUUAAAGUUGGGCCAUUCCUGUCUAGCUCUUACAUCCUCCAUCUACAUUAAAUAACUUAAGCAGUCCAAUUAUCUGGAUGAAACUUGGCCAGGAAGCAUCCAGCAAAAACCCAUCUGUACACUGUGUGUGAUCCAAUGCUGGAAGGAAAAUCGAAUCAGAAUCAAGCCAUGUUUUCCCACCACAGGUUGGCCUGAGGACGAAUCAAUUGGGCAGCCAUUCGGUGUCUGUGUGUGUACACCCCACACAUCUGUGUGGUUAUAACCAAAGGUCGUUGUGAUUGGUGGCCCCCUGCAACAUUAUUCCACUGGAGGGGACCCUUUGGCAAAAGCGAAACGCCUGCAAUCUUUCAGAUGAGAAUCGACGACUGUCUGUCAAGUGGAUGCUGCAGAUGGAAUUGACCUGUAGACUUCUGGAAAUCAUAAUGGGGUCGGCACUGUGACUUAUCUAUCUGCUUUGCCGGGCAGAGUAGGAUGCGGAAUGCUAAAUGAGAGUAUACCAAAAAAAAAAAAAAAGUAAAAAUAAACUUAACACACCUCCACAUGAGUAAACAACAACACAGCCGGCGGGGGGGAAAUACUGUGAAGUAGGCAGCUAGGCUGCAGCUGGGUUUGUGUUAUUAUGCACAGAUGUCAUUUUUAAUUUUAUUUCUUUUGCUGAUCUAUUUCUUCUCCUCAACAGUGCAGUGAUGAGGCCUCUUUUUUAAAAGGGAAAGCAACACCUUUUUUAACUCUGCACAUGCUUCUCCUCUCUAGGAGCGUUGCGACCACAGUUUCCUUUCUGUUGCCAGACAAUUGCCUAGCUGCUGUUUGAAAUUAUUGUUACAACCGUAAGGCCUAGGAAGCUACUUAAAAAAAAAAAAACCCAACAACAACCUACAAUGAAAGUAGAGGGACUCCGAAUGCUGUGUUUUGUGCCCAUAAGAACUGCAGAAUCGUGUAGAAGGAUGCAGGUUCAAUUCCAGGCAGCAUCUCCAGGUAGGUCAGGGAGAGACUCCUGUCUGUAACCUUGCUGUCAGUCAGUGUAGACAAUAAUGCGCUAGAUGGGGAAAUGGUCUGACUUGUUAUAAGGCAACAUCCUCUGUUCCUGUUCUACUCUAAGUUGGCUAUGUUUCCACUUUCCUGCCCGUACACCUGUAGUAACCUGUAACAUACCGUUGGUCAUAAUCAAAGGCACUUGAUAGGUUCACAUCUGGACUAAAUUACUCCUGCUACAUAAGAAAAGCCCUCCUGGAUUAGGCCAGGGCCCAACCAGUCUAGUUUCCUGCCUCAUGCAGUGGCCAGCCAUGUACAAGUGGGAAGCCUGCAAGCAGGAAAAAGAGGACAACCCCACCCCCCUUUGGUGUUGCUCUAGCAUUAAGGGUUAAAUUUUUAGAAAGCAUGCCUGGUGUAAUACAUGUUAUGAAUGCAGGUGCCAAAAAUACAUCAGCAAAGUCAAUGAAUCAUGAAACUUUAUUUCUUUUCUACUUCUCAACGUGUCAUAGAUUUAUUACAGGAGGUCUGACCUUUAUUAACUUGGUGUACAGAGAACCACUGUAGAUACGGAGUUGUUUUUUCCCCUCCGAAUAAUGUCAGGGGCAUUUAUAUGCAGGUGUGUGAAAUGUAGCCCCAGUCAAGAGGGAACCUGUCGAGAGGGAUCCAAUGCAAUGUGUUGCAUUGUUGGGGGAGCCAGUAUUUAUUCUGUUGUUUUGUUUUUCAGAAUGUCUGCCCUGGUAGACAGCCUCAAAGCAGCUUCCAGACUCAAUAAAACACCGUACACAGCAAUCCAUUACAAUGACAACACUUUAACGAUGCCGGAGCCCUCUAGAAUAUCAAGUCCCUGAUAAUCAGCCCCAGCUUGCCCCUUGCUCAGCUAACAGCUUUCCAGAAAAGGAAGGUUUUAACGCAUAUGUCUAAAAGCUCAGAAAAAGCGGGUCUGAUAUGCUUCCCUAGGGAGGGAGUUGUGGAAGAUGGGGGCUACUACCAAGAAGUCCCUCAACCUGAGGCUGACCCAUGGAACCUUAGACCACUCAAGCACCCAAAACGGCCUUAUGCACGAUGGCACCACCUAAGUACUGCAUUUAGAACCAGCGCACAACAGGUUGAUCCUGGUGCAGUGCAGGUGCGACAUUCACAAUCUCCUAACCCUUCUUAGGAGACGGGGAGUGCCUCACAAGCAAAUUCCUUGUUCCUCUUCCUUCCCACAUAUAUGCAAAUCCCUCCCUCCCCUCUUCGGAGUGAACCUCAAUGCACUAUUACAUCUGUGCUGAUAUAGCUGCUCAUCAGAACUGGUUUGCAAAAUCUCGGUUUCAACCAUGGUGAGUCUGCAACUCUGAUUGGAGCUUGCCCGAGGCCGCAUUCGCACGUAAUGCAGAACCGCAGUUGAACAGGCCUGUGAUUCCACGGACAUUACGCCCUAAUGCGGGGAAGCACAGUUGGGCGUAGUGACAAAACCGAGGGUUCAGGAUUGGAAUUCCAGACUGAACCCUCGGGAUGUAGUGAGUUUCAUCAUCACAACCCGCAGUUCCAGGCAGCCUGCGGUGUGUCCGAAUUCGGAACCACAGGCUGCUGGCCCUGGAAAAGAUGAUUGUCUGUGUGUGCUGUCCUUCAGGAAAGAAGGAAACCCACACAGUCAGCUUCCCCACCUCCCUGCAGUCUCACUGGCUGCAAAGAGGCAGCUCUUCCAAACAUCCGAAUUUGGAUAUGAGAGUGGAUUGGGCAGGGCACGGAACCACGGGUCCGUUGGACCCAUGGUUCUGCAUUACAUGUGAAUGUGGCCACCACCACUCCAAGGCUAUUGCCACAGAGAUAGGCAUCCGAAAUGGUUCCUUGGCAAUUGCCCAGCCAUGCCUACCUACCUGGCAUCAGCGCUGAGGAGAGCACAAGCCUACAUGGGAGGAGAGUUGGCCUUGUGAUAGCAAGCAUGAAUUGUCCCCUUUGCUAAGCAGGGUCUGCCCUGGUUUGCAUUUGUAUGGGAUAGUACAUAUGAACACUAUAAGACAGUCCCCGCAGGGGAUGGGGCUGCUCUGGGAAGAGCACCUCUCUGCUUGCAUGCAGAAGUUUCUGAGUUCCCUCCCUGGCAUCUCCAAUGCAGGGCUGAGAGAGAUUCCUGCCUGCAACCUUGGAGAAGCUGCUGCCUGUCUGUGCAGAUAAUACUGAGCUAGAUGGACCAAUGGUUUGACUUGGUAAGAGUCAGUUUCCUACGUUCCUAUGGCUGCCCAGGGUUGCCAGCACUGGAUUAAAAAAAUCGGCACUGUCACGUUUGCAGUCAACUACCCUCUUUCACCAUUUUUCUUAGGCAACCAAGUAAAGUAAUCCAAGUUCCGUGUUUCAAGCCCAGGGAAGGUCACAAGGUGGACUAAGAACUACUGGCAGAUCUCUCACUGAUUUGCAGUAGGUCACCAAGGGUUUAUUUCUCCCGACAAGUUUGACCACAGCAGCAGCAGCAACAAAGAUAAGACCCCCUUAUAUUCCGCUGGGAGUGGAUUUUUGAGAGGAAGGACCGUGAGCUCAAUUCUGAUACCAAAAACAAACUCCUGAGUUGAGAACAUGCCCAGAGGCACCUUGGACCUUAAUUCUAAGUAGAUGCCUGCCUUCCUGAGCCACUGUUUGGCACCUGGCUCUGAUUUGUGAUCCUCAGAGUUCGAAUAAAAAACAAAGCAAAUCUCAGAACUCUACUCAGCCCUGCCUUCCCCAUACAUUUUUAACAAGGCCUCUAACAAACUUGUAUCUCUUCGAUGUGAGUUGGUGUUAGCCGUUAGAGAACACUGCAUUGCGAAUUAUGCUCUUUGAGGACUGGUGUCUGCUUUUUUAAAGUCUUUUCUUUCUUUGCGUUUCAGCUUCUGUUAUACAGGGUAUUGUGUGGGUGUAUGUGUGUUUAAUGUAAAGCAUAAAUGUUGCUUAUUUUCACCGGA